AUGUGGUUUAGCUUUUCACCGUCAUAUUUUCCAAUCAUACUGACCUGCUUCUUCAAAAAACGAAUUCAUUUUAUCGUAGAACACGUUGCUGCAAAAACCUUGGCUUCUCUUCUUACUUUGUCACUAUUACAACCUUCUUUCAUAAAGGUUCCUUCCCACAAGUUCUACGAUCGUGAUCAAGCACUAAAUUCAUUGUUGAAAGUUGCUCGUUUUAACUACCAAGGUUGCAAAAGUCCUGACCACAAAGAUCAUAGAUUCAUCCUAAUUCCUGGAGGAAUAGGAAUAGGGAAGACACGGACGGGCUAG
This is a messenger RNA of Funneliformis geosporum, 306 nucleotides long. NCBI's taxonomy places the organism in Eukaryota, Fungi, Glomeromycota, Glomeromycetes, Glomerales, Glomeraceae. The record is from the annotation of a GenBank genome assembly.